ACUGCAAUCUGCAUGGAACUUGAAAUAAUGCAAUGAACUUUUGACAAAUGUUUUGUAUUCAAUUUGUGAACAAGUGAAUUGAAAUAUUCUUUGUAAUAAAAUAACCUAUCUAUAUAAAUUGGUGCUAAAUUUGUGAUUAAUUUAUUGUUUAGAUAAGGAAGGAAAUACAAAACGGUCAAAAUGAGCUUCCUAUUUGGUAGUCGCUCAAACAAAACUUUCAAACCAAAGAAGAAUAUUCCUGAGGGCACCCAUCAGUACGAUUUGAUGAGGCACGCAGCAGCCACACUUGGUUCCGGGAACUUGCGCCUCGCUGUUAUGUUACCCGAAGGGGAGGACCUCAAUGAGUGGGUUGCCGUGAACACUGUGGAUUUCUUCAAUCAGAUCAACAUGUUAUAUGGGACCAUAACAGAAUUCUGCACAGAGGAGUCAUGUGCUGUCAUGUCUGCCGGACCAAAAUAUGAAUACCAUUGGGCUGACGGACACACAGUGAAGAAACCUAUCAAGUGUUCGGCCCCAAAGUAUAUAGAUUAUUUGAUGACGUGGGCACAGGAUCAGCUUGAUGACGAAACCCUGUUCCCUUCGAAAAUUGGUGUGCCAUUCCCGAAGAGUUUCCUACUGAUGGCAAAAACUAUAUUGAAGCGUUUGUUCCGCGUGUACGCGCACAUCUACCACCAGCACUUCCCGGAGGUGGUGCAGCUGGGGGAAGAGGCUCACCUCAAUACGUCAUUCAAACAUUUUAUAUUCUUUGUACAGGAGUUUAAUCUGAUCGAGCGCAAAGAGUUAGCGCCCUUACAGGAGCUCAUCGACAAACUGACAGCGAAGGACGCGCGAUGAGCGUCGCCCGCCAGCCAACACACCCGGCCUAACCUACUCAGGUUGUAAAGAUAUUUUUGUACUAUCUAGUCGGCCUUGAUAAUAACAUUGACAACACACAGAUCUGUAAAUCAAUUUUUUUUUUAUAUUAGUGUGUGAUAUAUUCAUAAUUUUUAAGCAUAAACUAAUGUAGUAUUUUUUUUGUCAUCGGCCGAUAAUUUAAGUUAUUCUUAAAUUUAAUUAUAAUGUAGUUUGAUUUUAAUUAUUAGUCUUAUUGUAUGUAAGCUCCAACAGAUUCAAGUUAUAUAUUUGACCCUCCGGAGAGACCUCCGGUCCAGAGAUACUGUCAGCCCACUAAACAAAUUUAACUUUUCUAAUAGCACUAUCAUUGAAUCAAUGUAAAUAUUUUUAUAAUUUAUUUUCUAAUUAAGAUACUGAAUCUUCUGAAUAAACAAAAAAAUUGAGAUCUGUCGUUGUGCAUGCAUCACACAGAAACUUCUAUGUACAGAUAUCAAACGCUUAGUGCUUAUUUAGAAAACAAAAAAACUAAUUCAUUUAUUUAUUUAUUUUAUUUAAUAUAUUUUGUACGCACAGCUGUUAGAAAAAACACGACAAUACGGAAACAGAGUACAAGGGCAUUCAAUUUAAAUUUAUUAAAGUUUUUAGAAACGGUGCUCUCGCGGCUGUCCUGAAUAGAUGGCGUUCGUAGCUUUCUGAAUCGCGCUGUGCUUAUGUUUUAAUAAAUGAGGCCGUCAGCUCAGAAGUGGCCUAAGCUGUUAGUAUGGCGGCAAUUAGGUUUGAAUUUUCAUGAAUUUGAAUUUGAGUAGGCAUAAAAACAAUACACGCAAAAUUAAUGUUUAAAAAGCUAUCUGUUAUCUAUGGGUGAAACUAUGGACAGGCCAGUUUUACAAUAAAAUUUAUUAUAUUUUAAAUAAAUUCCAAUACACGUCAUAUAAGCUUGAAUAUAAAAAAUUGAGGGUUAGGCCACUUUUGCGCUGAUGGCCUCAAAUAUAAAAUGCAUUUUCAAAUAAUCACGUAUCUUCGGGAUAUGCGCGGAUUGAGCUAAAUCUAGUUCCUCAUAAAAAUACAAUCGUAUUAUAGACUCAGUAAAUAAAACAUCCGCGUAAAGUUCUUUAUUAUAAUUCCGUUUAUAUAUUAUUGAUUAUUUAAUUUUUAAAUGGCUCUCCUGUAAUGUUGCAAAAACUUUCACUCCUCGAUAUAUGUACACAACGGUAGUGUCCCUUUCUCCGCGCGAGGUUUGAUCAUCGUAUACAAAGACCGAGUUAACUAGUAAGAAUUCUAAUUGAAAUCAAACUACAGUAUAUUGAAAUGCUUAUAAAUAUUACAUUACGCGUAUUAAAUUUGAUUUUGUUUAUUACAACCCAAAAAUGUUCAUUAAAUAGAAAGAAUUGCAAAACAAUUUUAUCGGGAUCUAAUCGCGCCAAAUAACCUUCCAUUAUCUUAAAGCCACAAUAGAUACGAGAAAUGGGCAUUUGAUAAUUCGUAUAAAUAAUUAUUAUCACAUUUCUUGGGUUUUUUGUCUCCAUAAUAUUACUUUGUGUCUGUUGCGUUUGGGUAUUAUGUGCAUUUUGUCAUUCCUUGUAUUUAGUAACCCAAGUAUGACGUAUUCAAUAAUGACAGUUCCGAACGUUUUAACGGGAAACUUGAAAAUAAUCAAAUAUGUCCGCUACCUAUAAUUUUUAUGUAAAUUAUGCUGGUUUUAAAUUUAAAAACAGUUACUACCGACAAUAUUAUUUAAAAAACAUCGCUAUAAGCGCUAAAUACCGUCCACCAUACUAACUAAUUUAGAAAUGAGUUCUUACUUUUCUAAAAUCGCCAUUUAUUUUAUAAAAUAAGGGCCUUGUGUAUCAAAUCUCUCUCCGCUUUCUAAGAACUUUUUAUGUAAAUAAUGUUCUGAAAAAAAUAUCCUAAAUUUACACAAAGAUAAAAUAAAAUACCUUGAUUAUUGUUAUUGAAAUAUUUAUUGAAUAUUUUGUUGAAAAUGAACUGAAAAUUUGCCGCGAUUACAUCCUCACUUGGGAAACAUUUCAAAUCGUAUUAAAGAUUUCUAAUAAAUGACAAAUACAGUGCGGGCUUGCGUUGCUAAGAUAUGCAGCGUGCAAUGGAGACAAUAAAGAAGCGCUUAUAUUAUUAAAUGAAUACUUUUGUGAUUUGGAUUAGUCGUAUUGGUUUUUUUAUGUGAAAGAUUUCGAAUACUUCUAAAUACCGUGGUCGUUGUGGUAUAGUAAUUGCAAAACUUGACUUGAUGUCACAAAUGAUGGUGUGACAUCCAAAGCUUUAAAUCUUUAUGAACUAGUAAAUGAAUCAAUUAUUUUGUUUGCAUUAUUUUUAUUUAACAAUAAAUAGAAUAUUUUGUGCAGGUAUGUAUUUCUUCUAAUAAAAACAUAUUAUUAUGAUAGUAAGUUACUAGUUUCUAAUCACAGAAUGGUACUAAACAUAUUUAUUUACUUUGACUAACGUAUUAUCGUAUGAUGAAUUUAUUUAAACAAUUUAUUUGAUUAAUGAUUAAGGUUAAAUUGUCCUUUGUCAAGUUCAAUUCCUAUUGGUAUCAGAUAAUAUUAAAUUUUUGAACUAUAACUAAUUCUGACAUUAUAUUUAUUUCUUGUUGAAUCUAUUUAAAUUUAAUUUUUAUCUUCAUUUAUUUAUAUUUACAGUUCGUUUUGUGAAUCCCACUGUUCCGUAAUGAAAUAAAUAACAUAAGUGAUAUAGUUUUGAUUUCCGUCUUUAUUUGAAUAGUAUUUUUUAAACUAAGAUUAUUUCUGUUUGCGGACUGCUAAGUGUCAUGCCGAUAUUUUCAUCGGACUUAACUUGCUUUGCACGAGCGCAUGGUGCGCAGUUCGGUCCGUGGUCCGCACCAUUCGUACUAAGGUCGCACUUACGACGUAACUACCUUUGAACUAGUGAAACGCCGUGUAUACGGGGUCGGAUAGUUUGCGGCUGAACAGCAAAUACGCUACUAUUAGCCACAUAUGACGUCAUGCGUUGACUAUAUAUUACAUAGAUGUAAAAUACUGUUGAAGUUAAACGAUUUAUUUAGUGAUUUGUAAUUUUAAAUGAUUAACUUGGACAAAAAUGUAAUCGACUGAUCGUAUUUGUUUAAUGAGCGUCCUUUUAACAUUACUACUUUUCAGACCUUUUUGUUCAACCUAUGUAAAUUUUUUUUCUUAUCAAAUCAUACAUAUCAAUAUUGCUUCCAAUAUAUUCAAGUUGGAAGCAUUUAAAUUUUAUAAAUGCCUAAUCGAAACUUUGUACCUACUAGGGCGCGCUUGAGGCCUUUAGAUAUGCAGCCGCCAUACGGGGCGCGUUGGACCCAAAGCGGGCGAUCCGAUGUUUUUUAUUUAUUGCUUUUGUUAGCAGAUGAGCAUACGGCACACGGAGCUAAGUAGUUACUGUCGCUAAUGGACGUAAACAAAGUCAGGGGCAGGGCCAAGCUGCUAACUACAAUUGCCUUUGCCAUACACGCUCAUUAGAUAAGUUCAGUACUAAUGCUUAGUUAGGUAAAUUAGACUUUCCGUCAUAGUUUAUGUACGUAUGGGGCUCGACAAUGGCGACAGCAUAAUGCGUGUAAUGUUGACAGGCGACUUGACCUCCCAUAGACCGAUCUACAGUCUGCCGGGCGAUGUAUAGAUUUCCUUCGAAACCCGUAUUCAUACUGAGGCGAUGUCGCCCUAAAAGUUCAAUGGCACAAGUAUUCAAUAAAUAAAUUUGAAAAAUAUCACAAAAUUAUGUACUUAAUUAAUUUUCAUUUUGACACAUUACACCUUCAGAAUUAGUGUUGUUUUUUUUUGUAAAUGCCAAAAAUGCAAUUGAAGAAUUGUAAAUUUUUAAUUUUGGUUUUUAAAUACGUUAAAUAUUAUGAAUUUUGAAAUACUUUAAGCGCAUAGGUACCUUAAAAGUUAAGAUAUACGCUUGAUUUAAAAGAGGAGGAAAGUGUACUUUGUCUUUUUCUAAUUAAAAUUUAAAAUUAAAUUUUUUAUUUGCCCAUUUUAAUUUUAUAAACUGUCAAAAUACAUGUUUAUGAAAAUCAUUUCCUUAAAAUUUUUAGUUAAGCCACUUCAACUCUAAAGGUGCGACAUAUCACAAAAAAUAUGUACAACACGCAAUGUAUAAUAGCCGGCAAACUUCUUGAGCAUUUGUUGACGUAGUGGGGGUAAGUUCGCGCAUGGUACACUCACGUGCAAAAACAUUACUUACUCUGCGUCAUAAUGCUAUUAAAUUAUUAAAAUUAACAUAUGUAUUUAUUUAUAUAUUUAUUAGAACAUCAACAAAACAUAUAGGUUAUAAUAAUUGUAAUAAUUUAAUCUUGGGGUAAAAUAGAUAUUCCUUCUAUUAAGUCAAAACUAGAGCUGUUGCCAGGUCUUGAUUCAGUUGAAGCGAAGCUGGUAUUUGUAAUUUUUUUUUCGUUAUCAUAAUCUUGACCAUCAUCAUCAUCACUGUUUUCAUCACCCGAGUCGCUAUCAUCGUGAUUAGUCGACAUAGUGUAGUUUACAACUCGGUCGAUUCGGUCUUCUUUUUUGUCUAUAAUUAAUUAUUUUUUGAAGAUAUUCGAUUCGUAGUAAUCGAAUGCUACUUUUUUCAAUUACCAGCUUCCGAUUAUUUUCUGUUCUUUUUUUUCAUCUAAAGCCUAGCUCUUUCAUAAUACGUCGUAAGCUUCAUUCCGAGCCAUUAAAAUUAAACUUUUCGAAGCCUUUCUACGGUACGGAGUUUCGCUGCUUGUUAUGUAGUUAUUAUGAUUACAUCUUUUUAUUACAGAUUGAACGAAACUAUCCAUUCCGGUAACUUUCUUCUUCCCUGAUCUUUUCUUACCCGGAGUCCGAAACACGGCGAGCAAGCCAGAGCCUUUAGCUUCCUUAAUAAUGCACCUAACAGUACUCACUGAUGGUUUUGUUACUUCCGAAGUUUGUUUUAAUUUUUCCAUAUCAUUCUUCCCCUGUUUUAUAAUGAAGCAAUAUACGUCGUACACAAUUUUUCUACCCUUUCUUUUGAAUACUACACCGGUUUGUCGCGGCAUAGUGUAUGUUUUAUAAAAAAUCAACAAACACUCAACAAAUAGCAAUGGCAACAAAGUCCACAAGUAAUUAUAACAAAUAACUUAACGAUUAAUAACGAUAGACUUUCCACUGUACGCAAGCGUACUUUUGAGAGCAAGCGGAAUGAGGGCGCAGUGCGGGACGCAAGGUUCAACUGAUCUACCAAUAACGCGCUCGAAACGAUUUCCCCUGCCGUCGCGCCUCACCCUCACCACCAAAGUGAUCUAAAAUUCGGUUCUGCGCAGUCAAGGUCAUUUGCUCACGAAGUUUGCCGGUUACUAUAACUUAAUUUCAAAUCAGCUGACGCGCAGAACAGGCUACAAAGUGUUCACGAAAUCUAUCGUCAGUUUGUUUUAAGGGCCUGUGCACACCACGUUUUUUAAACGCGUCGUCGACGCGCGUUUUUAGCGAUACACACGCGAUACGCACGCGAGUCAGAGGAAGCCUGUAGACCUUUACACACCUGUAUAAAUCCAAAUACGCGUUUGUAUCGAUACAGACGACAACAAACCGCUUUGUGUUUAAAAAAAUGUGGUAUGCACAGGCCCUAAGUAGUACGAUGUAACAAUUCUGUCUUUAAAGGACGGUGCUCUUAUGCUGUAUAUUCAAUUGAGUGCUACGCGUUUACCAAUUAUUAUUAUUAGUCUAAUAAAAAAUGUCAGACCCUCUGACUCAAAAUUAGAUUUAGUUCUCAAAUAAUACGGCCCGCUGCGAAACGUCGAGAACAAAUGUUCAACUAAUACGCAAAAAUGCAAAAACCCAUUACUGACUACGACUGUAAGUUUUUGCGCGCUUUAUUUUUGAACGCAAUAAAUAAGUAAUUUAAAAAUCUAAACGAAAUAUUGCCUUCUUAAGCUAUAAGAAUUAUAUAGAUGUGAUUUAUCUUUUGUAACGAUUGUAGCUUUGAUAUGAAAAUUAUAGUUUAUAAACAUACUUGUAUUGACGAAGUGAGGAUUGUUUGCCCUUAUUUAUUCGAUUGUGUGAAAUUAUGACUUCAAUUUGAAAUGAAUACACAAUAAAAACACAUUUAAUGUUUUUCAUUGCUCCCAUUACCUGUUUUGGGGUUUAUAAGCAUUAUUAAUUGUCAAUUUAAUAUUUAUUGGUAGAUACAUCAUUGAUGAUAUCGAAGGGUUUAAAGCUAUUUGCUUUAAGCGACAUUUCGCUUAACACGCGACAUUUAUCUUUGUAAUUAAAGAUGCGUUUUAUUUGGUAUUAGCAUCAACAGUUCGAUGUUUUUAAUUGAACUUCAAUUAACUUUACUCCAUUCAGAUAGCUGAAGAAGUUUUAUAUUUUUACUAAAUUUUAAACUUUAAAUGGCUCUCCUGUAAAGUAGCAUAUAUAGCUUAUACCAAAUAAAAAUUUCUGCAAGUAACGAAUGACAAUAGUCAUGCGUGACCAAUAAAAUAAUGAAAAUUUCCAAAUCUCUGAAAUAAUAAACGAGGUUAAACUGUGUUAACCUAAAUUAUGAUUUAAUGUAUAAGCCGACGGAUAUCCUAUCACAACUUAUUGCAAUUUAUGCUGUUUCAAAUUGUGUAUGUACAUUGAAUAAGUUUUAUGUAUAUUGCGAUAUGACGUCACUGUAUUUAACUAUAAUGAUCUAAUUGUACUUUCAACGACAGCCCUUAUUGUUAUGAUUUCUUUUUUCUAUAUAAUAAAUGAGUUUAGGACAAAUUCAACUAAGUGCAUGAAACAAAUUUAUCCCACGCCGCUGACUCAUGAAUUUAAAACUUAUAAUUUUACUGUUUUAAAAUUAUCAUGAUUUAUAGUUCUUCGCCAUUUUCACAAUAAUAUAUGUUAUAAGAAUUGCAGAAAUUAAGUUUGAGAAUUAUGAUCACCUCAGUCAGUUAAAAAAAAGUUGCUUUAUUUCAAAUUGAAGUCCGAGAAAUAAAUUUGUGCAAUAAAAUUAUUUCCGAUAAUUUAUUUUCAUCUCGAUGUAAUUCGCUAAAAUAAUAAUUAUUAAUUGAUAAUGAUAUUUUGUGCAUUUAAUUUUGUGUUAUGAGUUAAUAUUACAUUUAACACAAGUUAGUUUUGUUAAUUUAAAUUUAGUUUAUCAAAUAAAUAAAUGUGUACAUAAUUUAUAUCAA
Molecule: messenger RNA, 7948 nt
Organism: Bombyx mori (domestic silkworm)
Lineage: Eukaryota; Metazoa; Arthropoda; Insecta; Lepidoptera; Bombycidae
Gene: mats
Product: MOB kinase activator-like 1
Exons: 5
Coding region: 181-834 (217 amino acids)
Biological process (GO): positive regulation of protein phosphorylation; hippo signaling
Cellular component (GO): nucleus; cytoplasm
Molecular function (GO): protein kinase activator activity
Source: RefSeq, a predicted model, not a curated record